This is a messenger RNA of Acaulospora morrowiae, 123 nucleotides long. The record is from the annotation of a GenBank genome assembly. Lineage: Eukaryota; Fungi; Glomeromycota; Glomeromycetes; Diversisporales; Acaulosporaceae.
AUGAGUAGUUUUUCCAGCGAUUACAACCUACCUUCCUCCGGAAGCAUGGAAAAUAGGAAACAAGCGGUAAUGGACCAAGUCAGAAAUGAGCUGGCACUCGCUAAUGCGCAAGAGCUUAUUAAU